Molecule: messenger RNA, 1014 nt
Organism: Gadus chalcogrammus (walleye pollock)
Lineage: Eukaryota; Metazoa; Chordata; Actinopteri; Gadiformes; Gadidae
Gene: cfap144
Product: cilia and flagella associated protein 144
Exons: 4
Coding region: 86-490 (134 amino acids)
Cellular component (GO): ciliary base
Source: RefSeq, a predicted model, not a curated record
UGUUUUCGGUUGUCAUGGUGAGCAUGUAGCCUACUUCCCAGUGCGUUUAUUCCCAGUGAGGUGCGGAUUUUCUUGAGGUGCUAAAAUGUCCAAACCAGAGAAGACACCCCUGGAUGUCGUCCACCAAAACGCAAUUCAUGUUGAAACCAUCCAGAAAGAACAAAGAACCCAGAAACUCUACACGGAGUUCAACAUCAAUCCAUACAAGAAGCUCCAUGUUCUGACGGACAAGCCGACGGUCGGCGGUGAGGAGAUGGAGGCGGUGGAGGAUCAUUCCUUCAUACAAGCCCAUCAUCACGCCUGGCUGGAGCCGACCAGGAAGUACCCCCACCCCCAGACGGAGAGCCAGGAGAUCGGCUGGUUCUCCAAACCACUGAUCGUCUCAGACCGCAGCGACCGGAGACUGAGCUUCCCUCGUCAGAACACAGAGAUCACCAAGUACAUGGACGCUGCCUGGCGCCUCAAGGAACAAACUCGCAACCUCAGCUGAUCGGCCUGAACACAAGUUGAACAUCCACAGCCUUGUACGUACUUGCAUAGUACAAAUAGCUGAUUAAAAAGAAGUUAUAAUAAGAUGGUGCCUAUUUCAUGCAACAUCAAUACAGGCAAAGACACAUAUAUACAUACAAUGUUUUAUCAAAAAUGUUCUUGUUUAUUUGUUGGACUUCAUCUUCUUGCGCACAGAUUUUCCUGGCCGCUUCUGAAAGCAUAAGAGAUAAGGUGUUUAGAGGAACGCCCGUACAACAGGUGAACUACAGGUGGUGCAGUGGUUGGACCUACAUUCUGCGCUCCUUUGCCGCCCUUCUUGCCGCCCUUGCCGCCCUUCCCGUGCGCUGUCUUGGACCGGAACGUCGACACGUCGUUGUGGCUCUCCUUUGUGUUCCACUUCUUUCCGCUCUUUUUGCCGCCGAAGCCGAAGCGGUCGUCUUUGGAUUUCCUCUUGGCGUUGGGGCUGGAGAGACGACAGAAGAGCGGUCAUUAGGAUUCUCCUUCGAUGAUGUAAUAAUAGCGGAC